AUGGCGUCCGAGCUCUUAACCCGCGUGGAGAAAUGGGCUGCUGAGACGCCCACGAAGACCAUGCUUUCAUUUGCAGACGAUAAAGGAGUCGUGACGACGUCGCUGACAUGCGGGGACCUGAACCGACGGGUACAAAACCUUGCGGCGUUACUAGUCGCUUCGACACAACGGCACCAUCGCGGACUCGGGUUAAAAGCAGGAGAUCGGGUGGUGCUCGUCUACCCUCCAGGCUUGGAUUUCAUUGUGGUGUUCCUGGCCUGCUUGAGAGCUGGGGUUGUGGCGGUGCCCGUGUACCCUCCAGAUCCCCGCAAGAUGAAGAAAGAUCUCAGCAUGUUUGUGACAGUGACGCAGAACUGCCGAGCGCAGGUGGCGCUCACGUGCUCGAUGUACUAUAACGUGAAGAAGAUUGCAGCGAUGAGAGAGAAGUUUACGGGUUCGGGGGCUGUCCAGUGGCCGGCACAUUUGUCGUGGAUUGUGACGGAUGAUUUGGUAAAUGCCAAGGGCAUCGAUCCAGCAAAGCUCUGGCUCACGCACUUGCCUUCUGCUGACAGCACGGCGUUCCUGCAGUACACGUCGGGGUCGACGUCUGCACCAAAAGGGGUGGUACUGUCGCAUGGCAACUUGAACCACAACCUGCGGACGAUCAGCUCAGCGCUUCAGGCUGGACGAGACACGGUAGUGGUGUCGUGGCUGCCUCAAUACCAUGACAUGGGACUUAUUGGUGCCUACCUGGGCACCAUUUACAAUGGCGGGACGGGCGUGUACCUCUCCCCUUUCAGCUUUAUUCGCGACCCGUGUCUGUGGCUACGACUUGUGUCCAGGUAUCGGGCUACACACUUGCAGGCCCCUAACUUCGCCUAUUCCCUUCUCGCAAGGAAGAGUGAUCGACUCACAAGACUGGGCAACGGAGAUCACAUCGAUCUUUCUAGUGUGCGGCAUAUGAUUGACGGUGCUGAGCCUAUUCAAGGCGAGACCAUCGACAGCUUUUACCGCGCUUUUUCGCCGUUCGGUUUGCCAGCCGACGUUGUAAAGCCUACGUACGGGCUCGCAGAGCACACUGUAUACGUGUGCGGUGGCGGAAAACAACGUUUGUGGGUUGACAAGCGUGCCCUCGAGAGUGAUAAUGUUUUUCGAGUGGUCGAGAAGGAGAAUGCAGCUGGACCGGUGAAAGAGAUUGUUGGCUGUGGUGUGCCAUCGCGGAGAGACUAUGGCAUCGACGUACGUAUUGUUGACGCAGAAACAAGGAAAGAGAAGGCAGAUGGCAUGAUUGGCGAGAUCUGGAUUUCUAGUGCCUCAAAAGCGCAAGGGUAUUUUGGUGAGGAGAUGCGUGAAGUCUCAGCUGAAGCGUUCCAGGCCGAGGUAGUCGGUGACACCGACGGUAGACUAUACUUGAAGACCGGUGAUUUGGGUGUGCUAUACAACCAAGAACUCUUUGUCUGCGGUCGUAUGAAGGACUUGGUUAUCAUCAGAGGUCGCAACCACUAUCCGCAAGACAUCGAGGCCACAGCGGAAGAUUUUGAAGAACUUCGACCAGGUUGCUGUGCCGCAUUCUCGUAUGUAGCUGAUGGAAGUGAUGACGAAGAGAAGCUGGCUGUGGUUGCUGAGCUUCGUGAUCCUGCUAUGAUCAGUAAAGCGAGUCUAUGUGUAAACAUUCGUAGCGCGAUCGCACGUGAGCAUGGCGUCAAGGUGACUUUGGUUGUGUCGUUGGCUCCUCGCACGAUCCCGAAGACGACAAGUGGCAAAAUCUCUCGAUCACGGUGCAAGAAGGCGCUGAAAGAUAAGCAGUUGGAAGAAGUGUACCGCAAUGAAGAUAUUGUGGCUGAAGCACCAGUGGAGGAUGAUGGUGGAGCUGCAGCUGACGAAUCUAUGGACCGAAAUGUUAUCAAUUCUCGGAUGCAGCCGAACAAUGGUGCGACGUCAGCUUUGCCGUCGGUGAUCGUGGGUGUGCCGCCAGACCAAGUCCGCAUAUUUUUGGUGAACGAACUCGCUCGUGCUCUGGGUGUAGACGUCGCUGAUAUCCACGACAACACGCCACUGCAGGAGCUAGGUCUGGACUCGAUGGCAUUGACGCAACUGCAAGGUGUGAUUACGCAAAAGUAUCAUGUGCAUGUCGAGGACGAAUUGCUCUAUGGUGAGUCGACGACGCUUGCGAGUUUGCAUGAUGGGCUAUGUGGAGGUGUAUCUCGUAACGGGACUGGUGCGAGCGCUACUCCAAAGCGAAAGGUGUUGUGUGGAUGCAUCACCUGCUAG
Peronospora matthiolae is the source of this 2250-nucleotide messenger RNA. Lineage: Eukaryota; Oomycota; Peronosporomycetes; Peronosporales; Peronosporaceae. The record is from the annotation of a GenBank genome assembly.